Messenger RNA from Ciona intestinalis (vase tunicate), 1871 nucleotides. The record is from RefSeq and is a predicted model, not a curated record. NCBI's taxonomy places the organism in Eukaryota, Metazoa, Chordata, Ascidiacea, Phlebobranchia, Cionidae.
CACUGUAGUAUACAGCUUGAUUGCAAACUUUCAUUCGGCAUGUGUCCCUACUAUUAAUAGGUGUUGUAGACAUGAAAGUGUGUGUGAUUCUAUUCGUUGCCUUGGUCGCUAUUCUUGCAACCCUGCGUUUAACUGAGGCAUGUUCAUGUAGUCCUGAACAUCCACAACACUUGUUCUGCAAAUCAGACUAUGUUGUUAAAGUUUUGAUAAUGAGCAAGAAAGAUGUCAUAAUUGAAGAAGAUGGAACAAUUAUUGAUAUAGAGCCUGAAAAGGAAGAACUUCCGGAGAAAGAUGUCACUUUAUUACCGGAAGAUUUUGAAGAAGUUCCAACGACGACAUACCCGCCGGAGACUGCAGCCCCUGCUCCUGUACAAGGAGAAGUCCCGGAGGAGCAGGGAGGAGAAGUGGAAGAACCAACUGCAGAUGAAGUGGGAGGAGAAGCGGAAAAUCCAAUUGUAGAGGAGGUGGGAGGAGAACAGCCGAGAGGAAAUCAGACAGAAGGACUCCCGGAAGAAGAUGAAGUAGUCAUCACCGAUAUCUCAGAGGUGGCUUCGGAUCAACCUGCAGUGAAGGAAGAAGCUUCAGAAGAUCCAGGAACGGGAAGAGAAAUCGUUUGGCCUCAUAUAAGUACAAGCAGUGAGCAACGUGUGCCGAUCGUCGGACCAAUCGAAACACAGCCAUCAGGUGGCGCCGAAGUGCCUCAACCGGUUGUGCCGGAGUUGGUGGUUGUUGAUGACGUCACACAAGACGGGGAGGAGGUUUUAGUUAGCCCCGAUGACGUCAAUGGUGCUGAAUCUGCAGCCUCAAUUCGUGUGCCAAGAUACGCGUAUAGGCAUCUUGGACCAGAUGGUGCAAUGCCAGGAAGCAAACGGUUUUUUGUUGGAAUUAGAGGCAAGCCACUGGGACUGGUGGCGCAGGAUGCGGCCCCUGGUUCAGCGUCUCAAAAUCAACUUUCAAGCCGAAACAAGAGAAAUAUUAUCCGCAGAAAUGCACCACCUGGUUUGAUUCGGCCGUCUAAUGAAAUACCAUCGGUUCGUCUCAACCCAAACGACUUUACAAUACGUGUUAGAAUGCACACUCAAUAUAAAAUACGCAUUAUGAAGGUAUUUAAAGGUGACGUCAGCAACGAUACAAUGUAUCUUUACACACCGCCGUCUAGCUCCCUCUGCAGGAUGCAUUUGAAUUUAAAAACACCUUACGUUAUAAUGGGAAGCAUAAGAGAUGGGAGACUUCACGUUAGCUACUGUAAUUACAAGAUCGACGCCUCAACGUUGAAACGUGUUGAGUUACGCCACCUUACAAGUACAAUCAAACACAGGUUCACAAAAGCUUGCAGAGACUGCCGUGUGAAUAUAUGCAACAACGAGCCGUGCCCAGAAAUGUCGAAAGUUGCCGGCGAAUGCAACUGGCGGAAUAUAUACACUCUGCGACAUAGAAAAGCCAACGAGUUUGCCUGUGUCCGAAAAAAGUCGGGAAAAUGCGACUGGUUCAACGCUCUUCACCCUAACAUGAGGCCCGACGACUUGGACGAGGAAGGCGCAGUCGAUUCGCCAUGAUAGCAAAAUUUAGGAGAAAAGACUAUUAACUACUUGCAGCCGCCUACAACCCGGAAUUUUUACUACCAUAGAUUCUCCUAAUAAGAAUACCAGUGUUUUACACGCAUUACUAUAUGCCACGAGCUUGCUUUAUACAUUAGAACGUUGUAUAUACAAAACUACACAUCGUAUUAUAUGUACACAUCUUCAAACCGUUAACUAUAACAUCAAUUCCAACACAUCGCUUUGCUGUAUAACUGAAAUAUCGAGCACCGUACAAGACAUUCAUGUUACACAUGUACAAAUUUUUCUCCAAUAAAAGAUGUAAAAACUGUA